AUGCGUGCCCCGUCCCCGCUCGUCCUUCGGAGCUGGGGCUCACGACUUGGUCCACGCAAAUGUCUCAAUUCAUUCCGCCAGCCGACAAAUAUUAUGCGACCAGCUUAUAGAACAGUAGCAAGUUAUACACAUCCUCACCAUGCGUCAGCGCUCUCCGUCCUUCCCACAGCAGUCGAUACCUCCUCACAGGAGUACUGCGAAAACAGCGAACAAAUGCAAGAGCUCCUAGACCGGAUGAACAGCCUACACACGAAAAUUGCACGCGGAGGAAACGACAAAGCGCGCGAGAAGCACAUCGCCCGCGUCGACCCAGGCACCUCCUUCCUGGAGCUAUCAGCACUGGCAGGACACGGCGUCUACGAAGGCGAGGACGUUCCAGCAGGUGGUAUUAUUACCGGCAUUGGAAUGGUCGAGGGUGUCAACUGCAUGAUCGUCGCCAACGACAGCACCGUCAAGGGUGGCACCUACUACCCUAUCACAGUGAAAAAGCACCUCCGCGCACAGGCGAUUGCUCAAGAGAACCGCCUGCCCUGUAUCUAUUUGGUUGACUCCGGUGGCGCAAACCUGCCUCACCAGGCAGAUGUGUUCCCAGACCGCGAUCACUUCGGCCGGAUCUUCUUCAACCAAGCCCGCAUGAGCUCCCUCGGUAUCCCACAACUCUCUGUUGUUAUGGGUCCCUGCACAGCGGGUGGCGCAUACGUGCCUGCUAUGAGCGAUGAGACCAUCAUCGUUGAGAACCAGGGUACAAUCUUCCUGGCAGGCCCGCCUCUCGUCAAGGCCGCGACGGGCGAGGAGGUCUCUGCCGAGGACCUGGGUGGCGGCCAGCUGCAUUCGAGCAUCUCCGGUGUAACGGACUACCUGGCUGUCGACGAUGCACACGCUAUUGUCCUUGCUCGCCGCUCCGUCGCGAAUCUCAACUACCCUACCACGACAACUCCGCUCCAGCUGGAGAACGGUAAUGGAGACUCACUUGUCGUGAAAGAACCGCUGUACGACCCUAAUGAGCUAAACGGGAUCGUUGGCACGAAUCUACGUCGCCAGAUCCCUGUACACGAGGUCAUCGCGCGGAUUGUCGAUGGCAGUGAAUUCGCCGAGUUUAAGCGUGACUAUGGCUCGACCCUGGUAACUGGCUUUGCCCGCAUCCACGGCCAUCGCGUCGGUAUCGUUGCUAACAAUGGAAUCUUGUUCUCCGAGUCCUCUCUCAAGGGAGCACACUUCAUUGAGCUCUGUGCCCAACGGCGGAUCCCUCUUGUUUUCUUGCAGAAUAUCUCAGGCUUCAUGGUCGGCGCUGAUGCCGAGAAGGGCGGUAUCGCGAAGAACGGUGCCAAGCUUGUCACUGCUGUUGCAUGCGCCGAUGUCCCCAAGUUCACUGUUGUAUUUGGGUCCAGUGCUGGUGCUGGUAACUACGGGAUGUGUGGUCGUGCCUACUCGCCUCGUCUUCUCUUCAUGUGGCCUAAUGCGAAGAUCGGUGUCAUGGGCUCUGAGCAACUCUCUGCCGUUAUGGAGGCUGUCGGACGAUCCGCUGAUCCGGCUUUGAAAGAUCGCAUUGACCGUGAAUCUGAAGCGACAUUUUCUUCGGCUCGUUUGUGGGAUGAUGGUAUCAUCCCGCCAUCUCAGACGAGGAAAAUGCUAGGGUUGGGUCUGGCAGCUGCGCUCAGUGGUAAGGCUGAGCCGGAUGUGCAAACUAGGUUUGGCGUGUUCCGGAUGUAG
This is a messenger RNA of Penicillium mononematosum, 1710 nucleotides long. Its product is annotated as putative 3-methylcrotonyl-CoA carboxylase, beta subunit (MccB). The record is from RefSeq and is a predicted model, not a curated record. The transcript is spliced from 3 exons. Bases 1 to 1710 code for a protein of 569 amino acids. NCBI's taxonomy places the organism in Eukaryota, Fungi, Ascomycota, Eurotiomycetes, Eurotiales, Aspergillaceae. Gene Ontology annotation, molecular function: methylcrotonoyl-CoA carboxylase activity. Gene Ontology annotation, cellular component: mitochondrion; methylcrotonoyl-CoA carboxylase complex. Gene Ontology annotation, biological process: L-leucine catabolic process.